Messenger RNA from Phragmites australis (common reed), 3421 nucleotides. RefSeq lists its product as uncharacterized. The record is from RefSeq and is a predicted model, not a curated record. Gene Ontology annotation, molecular function: GTPase activator activity. Gene Ontology annotation, biological process: activation of GTPase activity. The coding region runs from base 1122 to 3065 and encodes 647 amino acids. The transcript has 4 exons. NCBI's taxonomy places the organism in Eukaryota, Viridiplantae, Streptophyta, Magnoliopsida, Poales, Poaceae.
CUUGUACCUCCUGCGUCUCCAUAAUUGCAGCUUGCUCUGCAUUUUCCUGCUCUUCCUGUAGACACUGCUUUGUUGACGGGAGUGGAGUGUAAUCCGGUGAGGUGGAGUCUUCCAAAGGGCCGUCCAGUGAAAGUUGCAUGUUCAAGCCGUGCCCUGGAAAGGUUUGGUUAGUGACAGCUUCAUGCAUCAUAGGGUCAGCAUGCUUUGAAAGCUCAACGAUGAGUUUAGUGGCUGGAUCGUGAGGCAUGAUGACUGCUGCGCUUGGGUAUUGAAGGAUUUUCUUUUCCUUGGCCGAGCCCCUCCAGUUGCAUUCGUUGGUGUUCCCGAGGCAGAGAAGCGAUGCGACUGGUGAGGCGAAGUGCACCUUCUUCUUUCCCCUUGCCGGUGAAGGAAGUGAUGAACCUGAUGACAUCCUCUUUAUGCACGAGGGUGGCAACUGCACACUGUCCCUUCUUGCCCGAUGACUUAGGACAGAUGGUGGGCUGGAUUGCCGCUGGCGUCCGCCGUGGUCUCUGUAUGAUCUCCUCCCUCUCUCUUCUGAUGUUGGUGCGACGUGGUUCAUGGUGUCUUGACCGGGCCGGGAGCAUAAGAACCCGAGUCUGUGUCGCCGCGUUCCCCGGCGACUGCGGUCUUGAACAUCGUCAUCCUCAACUCGGCCCCGGCGCGUGAGCUGGAAUACGGUAAAAUCAAAUUUUUGGUGGAGGAAAGCCAAAUUUACCGUAUUCCAACCUUCAUUGCUCUCGCUCCUCCCCGGAUCUCCACGAGCCCUUCGCUCUGCUGUUGCUGACGAUUCAGCAUAGGGCACCUUGCGAGCUUGAGUAGUAAGAGCUUGGGAGCCGUUGUGGGUUGAUGUCUCUGCAACUAACUUGCUUCUCCCACACGAGGCCUUCUGCAUAGAUGCGCCAACUUCUUGCUUGGAAUAGCUGUAGGUUUCUUUAUGCGGGGACGUCAGGUCGCCAGAGCUACGCAACUCCAUCCUUCUCACUUGAUAAUGGUCUGGUUACAACCAGGAGAUCAUGCUGUUAUUUUCUCACCAGUCAGACAUUUUCUUGAUUCGGCAUCCAAUCCUUUGGCAAUAAAGCACUUGGGGCCAAUUUUUCAGGAAUGCGGAGCUCGAGAAAAUGCUUAACCAAGAUCUGUCCCGGCUCUAUCCUGAAUUGGGGGACUUCUUCCAAACAAGCACGUGUCAGUCUAUGCUUGGACGUAUACUGUUAGUGUGGAGCCUUAGAUACCCAGAGUUUGGUUACAGACAAGGAAUGCAUGAACUCUUAGCUCCUCUUCUCUAUGUCCUUCACGCUGAUGUGCAGCACUUCAAACAAGUCAGGGGCUUUCAUGAAGAGCUUUUUGGUGAUGAUUUUGAUGGCCAAACUUUUCCAGAUAGGUUAAAGCUGAACAGAAGUGACAGGAAAAACAAUGUCAAGGGUAGCACAGCUAAAGUUAGAAGUUUGGCUGACCUUGAUCCUGAUACUAGGGACCUUUUCUUAAUAAAUGAUGCAUAUGGAGCAGAGGGUGAGCUGGGUAUUAUUUUAUCAGAAAAGUUUAUGGAGCAUGAUGCCUACUGUAUGUUUGAGAAUUUGAUGGAUGGUGCCCAAGGUGUGGUAGCUAUCACCGACUUCUAUUCUCUCAGUCCUUCACCAGAAUCAAGCACAGGUUUAACUCCUGUAAGGGAGGCAUCAUCUGCAAUAUAUCAUUUGCUUGCUAGUGUGGAUUCCUCUCUUCAUAGUCACCUUGUGGAAUUGGGAGUAGAACCUCAGUACUUUGCGUUACGAUGGCUCCGUGUCCUAUUUGGUCGUGAAUUUUCACUUGACAAUCUUCUGUUUAUUUGGGAUGAGAUCUUCUCUUCUCCUAACCAUUCAUAUUGUACAGACAUCAGUAGUAGAGCAGAUUAUCAAUUUAAGGUCUUAUGUUCUGCUCGUGGUGCCCUGAUUUUGUCAAUGGCAGUCUCAAUGAUGCUUCAUCUCAGAUCCUCCUUGCUAGGGAGUGAACAUGCCACUUCUUGCCUAGUGAGGUUGUUAAAUUUUUCUGAAGAUAUUGACUUGAAGAACUUAAUCGAGAAAGCCAAGUUACUGCAAUCUUUUGCCCUUGAAUCAAAUCUUUCUUCAUCUCCUCUGAGAGGAAAAUCUCCCUUGACUCCACCCAACUAUUGGGAAGAGAAAUGGAAGAUGCUCCAGUCACCGAUUGAUCAAAAAGGUGGUGGCCCAGUCAUCAGGAUGAAAGGACGGGGCUUUUUAAGAAGAAGCUUAUCUAACACUGAAUCAAAUGUUUCCAGAACCAGUGCUGCUAAUUUUGGGAACACCAAUUUAACUUCAACUAGGCAGUCUACUGCUGAUGAACUUCACAAUGCUGAUGAAGUUCCUGUGAAGCUGAUAAAUAGUUUGCCACACAUGCCUAUAGAAGAACAAAAGGAUCAUGUUUGUCAAGGUACUGCAGAGGCUAUCGGGAGUAAUUCAAAUAAUGCAUGUGAGGCUGGCCAGCAUAAUGGUUCCUGCUCACCUUCAUGUGAAAUUAGAGAUCCUCUUGGAGCAGCUAGUAGGUAUUUAUCGAGGAGCAGCAGUACCUCUUUGUCAUGUGGUUCUGAUUACGAUCAAGACACGCAUCAUGUGGAAGAACCAUCUAUUUUCCGUGAUGACAAUGUGGUUAAUGAGACUGAUGCACUCUCUGUGCACAAUGGUAGGACUGAUGAAGCAGCAACUACAACAAAUCAUAUGUCUGAAAUGGUGGAUAAUCAAUCAGUUCAACAGCAUCGACUAUGUUCUUCCGCUAAUGGGAAGUCGAAAGUAAAAGAUGACCAAAAUCCAUCUAUGACUGAAGGUGGCCACAAAGAAACAUUGGUAGUCAGUUCAAUGUCAAAUACGGCUGAUAAAGAGUUGACCAGAACAUUAAGAUAUCUAGGUGAAUCAAUGGUUGAAAACAUUCAGGCUAUUGAGUUGCUGUUUCGACGAAAUUUACUCUUGAAUUCAGUGGAUAAACUUGAGGAAACUGUUCCUGGAAGCACACAGCAAGCUAAGGCGUUAGCAGCUCUAAAAGAACUCAGGAAGAUCAGUGAUCUUUUACGUCGAAUCUAACUAGUACAGCUAUAAGUAUACUUUUUUCCCCCAUAUAUACGGUUUUGUAGCCUUUCAUAAUUGACUCCAUUUGACAAUGGAUUUGUUGUAACAAGGGAACAAUGUGUAACCAUCCGAUUGUAGUUUGUACAUGCUCCAUGUAAGCUGAUAAAUCAUAAUUGUACAUCUGAACGUCUCUUCGCUGGUGGUUGCAAGGAAGUGAAGCCGGUCGUACAUUUUUAAGGCUUGUAACAACAGAUAUGCAUGCCCUUUCGUGUUUUAUAUUUUGAUAACAAGAGCAACCAAAGAUAACUGGUUGCUGCCCUUGUGAGUUGUGAUACUAUGAUGGAUGUGCAUUUUGGUGUCGCCUUUGAGGC